This is a messenger RNA of [Torrubiella] hemipterigena, 1041 nucleotides long. The record is from the annotation of a GenBank genome assembly. Lineage: Eukaryota; Fungi; Ascomycota; Sordariomycetes; Hypocreales; Clavicipitaceae.
AUGGUGAGGAAUACUACUCCUCGCUGGGGCCCGCGAUCUGGCGCUAUGCCGCGGGCCAUUACUCCCAUCACCUCCGCAUACACGACUCCAAUGGGCUCCUCCUAUCCAACACCACUGGCGUCGGCCUAUGCAUCGGCGUACACGUCUGAAGCCGAAUUGGACAAUGAAGGGGAUGCUGUCAAGGCCGACGGAGAGUUGGAAGAGGCAACGAAUUCCCUGGCGGCUCUCACUAUGGAUACGCCACUGCGUCCCUUCAGGCGCGAACGAAAAGUCCCGAGGACGCCUUUUCACUUUCUUAGCCUCCCUUCCGAGCUUCGCAUCAAGAUUUACGAAUACUUCUUUGACAAUGCUGAAGAUAUUAUUGAUCUGGGGCCCGAAAACUACAAGCGUACCCACAAGAAGCUUGGAUUUAUGCGUACCUGCCGGCAGAUCCAUGCCGAGGCUACUCAUUUCUUCUAUGGAACACGCACCUUUCGGCUUUUCCCAACGUACCCAGGCAAGCACUUCAAGUCCAAGAAGCCGAUGCUGGCUCGGCUCAAGCCCAUUCAACGACAGUGCAUUACGUCGUUGGAACUCCGCCUCGGUCCUGGAUGGAACGCCCCUCCUCGCGGCUGGGUUGUAAAUGACGCCUUGGGACUGACUGAAUGCAUCAGCUUGCGGACGUUGACAGUCUUUGUGGAAUGUGACCCAAGCGAUGCCUACUUUAAAGGCUUCCGUCGUUCAGACGGCUUCUAUGAGACAUUCUGUCGCCGCCUGUUGGCGGAUGUCGUCAAGGCACUCCCAGAGGUCCAAACCAUCCAAUUUGACGCCUGGAAUAGUGUCAAGAAAUCUGGCGCUAUGAUGCGCAGCUUGAUGGAGGUUGCUGCGCAACUCAAUAUGGAAAUUGCCUGGGGUCCGGAGCGCGGCUGGACCGAUGCUGAUGAGCCUGACGAACAAGGACAAGCAGUCCUACAGGCCCAGACAAGCGAAGAUGGCACACAAUUUGUUGAUAUCGCUGUUCCACCAGACGUGUUUGCCAACAACAUUGUGGCCGUGGCCUGA